This is a messenger RNA of Brienomyrus brachyistius, 4716 nucleotides long. RefSeq names its product beta-1,4-galactosyltransferase 5-like. The record is from RefSeq and is a predicted model, not a curated record. The transcript is spliced from 9 exons. Gene Ontology annotation, biological process: glycoprotein biosynthetic process; carbohydrate metabolic process. Gene Ontology annotation, molecular function: UDP-galactose:glucosylceramide beta-1,4-galactosyltransferase activity. The coding region runs from base 315 to 1496 and encodes 393 amino acids. NCBI's taxonomy places the organism in Eukaryota, Metazoa, Chordata, Actinopteri, Osteoglossiformes, Mormyridae.
UCCCGGUGGCUGCAGACGCUCCCCGUGUUUCAUUCAUACGUUAUCGCGAAGAAGCGACGGCACCCUCCGCCCAGGACUUAUGGAAAGCCAGCGACUGGCUGCAAUAUCGACGUAUGACAGUACUGAACAAUAAUAAGUGAUAAGUGAUCAUACAGUGUAGUGAAACAUUUUCAGCAUAGAAGCAUCUGAGCGCUUUCUCAGAAAACUACUCCUUUCUGCCCACGUAACUGCCCCCAUUUCCUAUUCGCGUACAGGAUAUGCCGUAAACGUGAGAAGCGCCGAAGGCUUGCAAGACGAUAGCACACUUUGUUAAAAUGAAUUUAUUUAACUUAUCGUCUUAUAAACGGUUGAUGCCUUGGCGAAUAAGGAAAAGGUCAUACGUGGGUAUUUUAUUUCUCUUCUCUCUUUCUACAUCUGCAAUGUACUUCAUCUACACCGCGCCCGGCAUCGCGAACGAGUACCUGUUCAUGGUGCAGGCGUGUGGCGUCCAGAUCCGGCAGAACAUGCAGAGCCUGGGGGCGCAGGUUCUGCAGCAGGUGAUCCGGGGGGCCUACAGCAGCACCAACAGCACAGACUUCAUUUACAACAUCAGCGUCAGAGAACAGGACAUGCCGACAGCCACGUACCUCCCGGGGGACUUCACGUACCGAUCUGGCCAGCCCUGCCCAGAAAAGCUGCCUUCUAUGAGAGACCAGAUACCAGUGAACAUGAGCGAGGUAGCCAUGGAUGAAGUGGAGAAGGCCCUGUUGCAUGAAGACCCUGGGCUGGCCCUUGGGGGGCGCUGGAGGCCUCUGGACUGCCUACCAAGUUGGAAGGUGGCCAUCCUCAUCCCAUUCCGGAAUCGCCACGAGCACCUUCCCAUCCUGCUGCGCCAUCUGGUGCCAAUGCUGCAGCGACAGCACCUCCAGUUUGCCAUUUAUGUCAUCGAGCAGGCAGGCGACCAGUCAUUCAACCGAGGCAUGCUAUUCAACGUGGGCUUCCGUGAAGCCAUGCAGGACCUCGACUGGGACUGCAUGAUCUUCCACGACGUGGAUCACAUCCCUGAGAGCAACCGCAAUUACUACGGCUGCUCGGACAUGCCCAGGCACUUCGCCGUCGCGCUUGACAAAUACUCUUAUAUGUUGCCUUACAAAGAGUUUUUUGGCGGAGUCAGUGGCCUGACCGCCAAGCAGUUCCGAAAUAUCAACGGCUUCCCCAAUGCCUUUUGGGGCUGGGGGGGUGAGGACGAUGACCUCUGGAACAGGGUGCAAUUUGCAGGCUACUCAGUGAGCCGCCCCCAUGGAGACGAAGGCCGCUACAUGUCCAUCCCCCACCACCACCAUGGGGAGGCACAGUUCCUGGGCAGGUAUGCACUCCUGUGGCACUCUAAAGAGAGACAGAGCCUGGAUGGGCUCAGCAACCUGAGGUACUCACCACAGGUGUCCUACAGGCCUCUGUACAUCAACAUCACUGUCAACUUGAACCCCAACAUGGCCCCUGUUAUGGAUACCCUCUGACCGUUCACCCCUGACUCCCGAGCCACCCUCUGACCAUUCACCCCUGACUCCCGAGCCACCCUCUGACCGUUCACCCCUGACUCCCGAGCCACCCUCUGACCGUUCACCUCUGACUCCUGAGCCACCUUCUGACCGUUCACCCCUGACUCCCGAGCCACCCUCUGACCGUAAACCCCUGACUCCCGAGCCACCCUCUGACCAUUCACCCCUGACUCCCGAGCCACCCUCUGACCGUUCACUUCUGACUCCUGAGCCACCCUCUGACUGUUCACCUGACUCCUGAGCCACCCUCUUACCGUUCACCCUGACUCCUGAGCCACCCUCUGACCGUUCACCCCAGACUCCUGAGCCACCCUCUGACCUUUCACCUCUGACUCCUGAGCCACCCUCUUACCGUUCAUCCCUGACUCCUGAGCCACCCUCUGACCGUUCACCCCUGACUCCCGAGCCACCCUCUGACCGUUCACCUCUGACUCCUGAGCCACCUUCUGACUGUUCACCCCUGACUCCUGAGCCACCCUCUGACCGUUCAUCCCUGACUCCUGAGCCACCCUCUGACCGUUCACCCCUGACUCCUGAGCCACCCUCUGACCGUUCACCCCAGACUCCUGAGCCACCCUCUGACCUUUCACCUCUGACUCCUGGGCCACCCUCUGACCGUUCACCUCUGACUCCCUCAACUCUGACUUUUGAGCUGCUUCAGUGUUUUUUUCUUCUUACCAGACAUCCUCAGCUAAGGUGACAUGCACUGAUCCCCUUUUACACAAAGAGAAAAAAAACCCACAGAACUGAAGUCACGACUCCAUCUUGAUCACAAGUACGUCAUGAAUGUCCUCAUCCUUCACCCUUCAGACCUCAGUGUUUUUGAAGACACAUCAGGGAUUGCUGCUGAUACCCAUGCGCUCCAGGGUGGAUAACCAACUUGGGUGUGCACAUUUACACAAUUCAUUUCACUGGGAAUGAAAAUCAACAUUCACGCCUCUGCCCUCUGAGAUCUGGAUGAAGCCAAACACUUGUAGCCCUGCUGAGGCUCAGCCUUCAGUUGGAUCCCCCAUCUGCUGUCUGCUAUUCCUUGCCCUACUGUCUCCUGCUCUAAUCGCCCCACUUUUGCUUUUUGGAGGCCCUCCAAGCCAGUGCUGUGGGACAGGCUGGAACAAAUGAGUUUACAAGACAGAGUUAUUAUUAUUAUUUCUGCUCAAUGUGCAGCUACUUCUGACCUUGCCGGAGGUUCCUGAGAUGCACCCCUGUGUUGACUAGCAGCCCCACUCAUGCCAAGAAGGGAGGGUGCAGAUAUCAUGUGACUUUCCGUGUUGUGAAUGCCCCCUCCCCAUUCCACCUGCUCGAUCCUCCACGGGUCAUCAGAAAAUAGCACACUCUGCAGGCAGAAAGAGGAAGAGGCCUCAGACUGGAGACUGAAAGAGAGGCCGUCCUGCGGAACCACAAAAGCCCCCUUCUUCCUGCCAAACAACCAUCUUGCACCUAGGAGAGAACUCAAGUAUUUCGUAGACCUUUUGCUACAAUGCCUAAGGUGGAUUAUUAAAGGCUAGAUAUACAGUGCUCACAGAAAGUCUUCAGAUGAUUGCUUAGCUGUGAAAAUGUUGCAGAUUUAUUGGGAUCAUAACUGAAGUCCAUUAACAAGCAAUGUUUAACAUAUCUGCACAUAUGUCUCACGUGCGAGCAGAUGAGAGGCAUCAGGGCAAACAAAGGACUUAACAGGGUGCAACAGAACUUGAAAUAAAUGGGAUCUAGGGAGAAGGCAACAGGGAGAUAUGACUUCAGUGUCAAAACUGGGGAACCACAAGCCUGGGAAACACUUAAAUACAGGACUAACAAGGGAGCAGAAUGAGAGGCAGCUGGAGGGAAUCUCAGAAGGGCAGUAACGAGUGGACGGACUAACGAGCAGGGCAGGACAUGACAAUAUCUUCCUCACAGAAAUUUUUCUGUUUAUUAAGUGUCAUAAUGUUUUGACUCAUUCAGUUCUAUUCUUGCCAUUUUGCUAUUAAUUGCUAUCGUAGUUAUUGGCUCCCGAAGGGCUACUAAACACAUGUUUUUGUUGUUUUAUGUUAUUGCAAAGGAGUUACUAAUUAAAAAGCACCUAAUGAGACUGCCUCUGAAUUAACAUUUCAGAACAGAACUUUUAGAACGAUAAUUUUGGUUUAAUUUAUUUCUGCUUGAAAUUAAUGUUUUUAUUUAAAACUACUGGUAGUUUCUAAUGUGAUAUAUAUUUUUUUGUGAAAAAAAAGAAUAAGGGAAUGACUGUUCUUAUGAAAACAUCAAAUUUGUAUUUUUUUUACUGAAGUAAGAAAGCUUCCCCUGCCUUUCUAUGAGCACUGUAUAUAGUGCUUCAGUGUUAGUCAGCAAUACAAGAAUGCUAGCAAUCAGACCAAUCACAGAUCUCAUGGUUUCGGUCUAGUUACAUUUCUUGAGAGCUAGACGUCAGGCUACAGUGUAAGUACAGCAUAGGGUACAGCAUAGGGUCCACAGCUACGCCAUACGCAGGCCUCGUUUAGAUUUUUUUUUAUCGUUUUAUUUUCAGCUGUUAUGUUAUUUGUAUGCCGUCGAUGUUGGAUUGUAAGCAGGAGCUCUCACUUGCAGAUGCCCUUUGGGGCAUACAGUAGGGGGCGCCAUUACCCAACCCAGCUCUUGUAGGCCUGCUCUCCACCUGGCACCCACUCUUGCCACAUCGCAGUUUCUUGCAUGGCGCUGCUUUGCCAGCUGCCCGUGGAUCACAGAUGAGACGGGCCGCAUGGUGCAGCACGCCGCCGUGUGCAGUUGUGUGUUGGGUCUGCAGUUUGGUGAGAGACAGGAGGCCAGUGAAAAUCUGGGUUGGAGUUAAAUGGAUGAGCUCAGAUCCCCAGUAGUGAGGGCCAUGACUGCAUUUAGCCAGCACUGGUGUCUGAGGAGGGAGUUGGGUGUUGACUCGCAUCCGCCACUCCCUCCUCCAUCUGGUAUCAUUAAACCAAGCAGAAGUAUGCAUGGGUUUCAGUUUUGUUGUAUAAACGGCACUUUGGUAUUUAUAUAGAAGUACCAAUAUAAAUCAUGCCAUGUGUUCUAAAUGUUCCUCUAGACUAGACGUCAGGAAGGGACUCUGCUAUGCCAUGGUUCCCCAGGACAUUUUGUUUACCUUUCUCAGAGACUACAGCUCUCCUAGUGAGCGCUGUCUGUAAGUCUCCCUGAAUGAAGACAGUUGUUCAUUAAAUAAACGGCACUUCAACCAUGA